This is a messenger RNA of Neltuma alba, 1401 nucleotides long. RefSeq lists its product as uncharacterized. Gene Ontology annotation, cellular component: chloroplast. Gene Ontology annotation, molecular function: hydrolase activity, acting on ester bonds. NCBI's taxonomy places the organism in Eukaryota, Viridiplantae, Streptophyta, Magnoliopsida, Fabales, Fabaceae. The transcript is spliced from 9 exons. The coding region runs from base 141 to 1091 and encodes 316 amino acids. The record is from RefSeq and is a predicted model, not a curated record.
CUUGGAGCCAAACCGCGCGCUCGCAACCUUCUGUGUUUUCUACUUCUGGUUGGCAAUUUUGGACCUCGCAUUCAAAAUUAUCUUCUGAGCUCAAGGCCUUUGAUACACUUCCCUCCUCAUGCUUUGUUCGCUUCAGCAAAAUGGGUGGCCCUAUCUUCGUCUCUCUUCAGAGAUUGCAUUGCAUAACUCCAUUGUCCCAAGCCUCGCCUUCUUCCUCCAGCAGCUAUCGCCCCGCCGUUAUUCUUCCUGGUUUAGGGAACAAUUCGGGUGACUACCAGAAGUUGGUUCAGACACUGAAUGACAAGUAUGGCGUCCCCACGGUGGUGGCUAAGGUAUCGAGGCUCGAUUGGCUAAGGAAUGCCGCUGGUUUGGUCGACCCCGACUAUUGGCGUGGCACUCUUAAACCUAGGCCUGUGCUGGACUGGUAUUUGGAGAGGGUUCAUGAUGCUGUUCAGGAUGCGAAGGAGCUGGCAGAAGGGGCGACUUUAUCCUUGAUUGGACACUCAGCAGGAGGAUGGCUUGCACGUGUCUACAUGGAAGAAUUUGGGAUGUCUCAGAUUUCCUUGUUGUUGACUCUCGGAACCCCUCACUUAGCACCUCCAAAGGGCACACCUGGGGUCAUUGAUCAAACACGAGGACUCCUGAAUUAUGUUGAGCAAAACUGCUCAAAAGCUGUUUACACCCCUCAAAUGAAGUAUGUUUGUAUUGCUGGAAGACUCUGCCAAAAAUAUCAAUAUAUUGAAGGGGCUCAGUUUUUUGGCCAGUCAAAUGCAAAGAUUGAGUCUGUGGCUCCCAUCAAUGGUUCUCAGCCAGUUCCUGAAGCUGCCGUUAUGAGUGCUUCAAGCAAUUCUCCACCUAUUACUACAACUUUUCGAACUCGCUUUGUUGGACAAGGGUACAAACAGGUUUGCGGGCAGGCGGAUGUAUGGGGUGAUGGUGUGGUGCCAGAAGUAUCAGCCCAUCUUGAGGGCGCACUCAACAUUAGCUUGGACGGAGUUUAUCACUCACCUGUUGGUUCAGAUGAUGAGUUGAGACCUUGGUAUGGUUCCCCUCCUAUUCUAGAGCAAUGGGUAGAACACCUUCUCAAUUAAAUUGGAGUGAUCAAUCAGCAUUUUGUUUAUACCCCUUAUUUUGUCUUUUAGAGUUUGUUAUUAACAGAAUACAAUGAUAUCGUAUGAUGAUUUAUGGAGAUUAUCUCACUUAAGGGUAGGAUAAAGUUUAUUAUUGUUGUACUUGGUAUUCUGAGCUGUAGGCUACACCGACUAUAAUCAAUUCAAGUGUAAAGUCAUGAACCCAGAAUUAAGAGUCUUUCUCGUUAUGCCAGGUGAAAAGAAAUUUCGUUGUCAAUUUUGUAGUGUCAUUUGUUUCAUAAUUAUCAAGGAUUUGGUUAUAUGUUAUUUA